This is a messenger RNA of Papilio xuthus (Asian swallowtail), 3273 nucleotides long. RefSeq names its product ATP-binding cassette sub-family G member 4. Gene Ontology annotation, cellular component: plasma membrane. The coding region runs from base 150 to 1976 and encodes 608 amino acids. The transcript is spliced from 11 exons. Gene Ontology annotation, molecular function: ABC-type transporter activity; ATP binding; ATP hydrolysis activity. The record is from RefSeq and is a predicted model, not a curated record. Lineage: Eukaryota; Metazoa; Arthropoda; Insecta; Lepidoptera; Papilionidae. Gene Ontology annotation, biological process: transmembrane transport.
CACAAAAAGUUGUUCUUACAUUUACUUAACAUGGUUAGUGACGCAGGGCAAUUUUCCAAUCACCGGUUGCUCCAAUUGGCGUAGUUGUGUGAUUCCAAACGUUAAAGUGCAAGUAAAGUGGUUUAAGAAACUACAGUUUUAUUUCUAAAAUGCAUUUAGAGAUAGCUAAAGACAACAUAAGUGUGGAGGAUGGCAUUUUACUUGCGUUCCAAGAUCUUUCAUAUUGCAUUACUGGGAGUUAUGGACGUAAUAUUUGGUCAAACAAAAAGGCAUAUCCUCGCGACGACGAGCAAGUAAUUUUGGAUUCGGCAUGCGGCGCGCUUCGCCCGGGCCGGCUCGCCUUUAUCCUGGGGCCAUCAGGUGCAGGCAAGACCUCGCUGCUCAAAAUACUGGCAGGCAGAAAAAAGCGUGGUGUUAAAGGUUCUAUUCAAGGGAUAGGCAAGAACGCGGUGUUGGUGGCACAGCACGCAACACUUAUAGACGCUCUCACAGUGCGCGAAACACUACAUUUUGCUGCCGAGCUCAAGUUACCCAAAGCAACUCGACUUGAACGCAAUGACACGAUAGAAAUGAUAUCGAAACAGCUGGGAAUCCGCGAUGUGUUCAACACGCGGGCAGGCCGACUGUCCGGCGGCGAGCGUAAACGUCUUACGAUUGCGUGCGAGCUUCUCACAGACCCUCAAAUCAUGCUUCUCGACGAACCUACUAGUGGACUCGAUUCAGUAUCAUCUCUGUCAGUGGCGAAGGCGCUACAGGCUGUGGCCAGGACUGGGCGGACGGUUGCCUGCGUCAUCCACCAGCCCUCCUCACAGCUCUUCUCCUCCGCUGAUGACGUCAUGCUGCUUGCAAAUGGUCGAACUCUAUACGCCGGCAGCAUAGAAGACUUGCCCAACACACUAAAAACCGCCGGACUGAUUUGCCCACGCUACUACAAUAUGGCGGAUUAUCUUAUAGAAAUCGCAAGCAAUAAACAUACGGAGAGCCUCGCAAUUUUGGAAAAUGAAGCCAAACUUUACGCAACGGAAAUGAGAAAAAUCGCUGAAAAUGAUAACUCUGCAAAGAAUGAAAAAAUUAUUGAAAUCUCAAGUGAAGCCGAGGCACUACUGAAUGAAAACACAAUAAAUGUUCAAAACUACGCAGCGUCUUAUGGCCAGCAGUUGAGGGCCCUAUUAUGGCGCGGGUACAUAGGAGCGCUACGAGAUGUGCAUUUGACUCAGAUACGUCUGGUGACGCAUCUCCUGGUGGCAUUGUUAUUGGGUGCGUUGUACAAAGGCGCAGGCGCUGAAGCUCACCGCAUGACCACCAACACGGGCUGCUUGUUCUUUUUCCUCAUGUUUAUCUUCUUCUCUAACGCUAUGCCGACAAUACACAAUUUCCCAGUGGAAUCCACGGUUGUUCUUCAAGAACAUUUGAAUAAAUGGUACUCCUUGACUAUGUAUUGCGCGUCGAAGAUUUUGGUUGACUUACCAAUACAGUUGUUAUGUGCAACAGUUUUCAUAUUCCCGGCUUGGUACUUAACAUCCCAACCUAUGGAGCUGGAUCGAAUGGCUUUGGCGUGGAUAAUUUGUGCGCUGACCACAAUACUAGCUCAAACAUUCGGCUUAGUUAUGGGAGCGGCUUGUGGUGUAAAGCUUGGAAUGUUUGUGAUCCCAGCGACAAACAUUCCGAUGUUAAUGUUCUCAGGAUUUUUCAUCCCUUACCCCGAAAUGCCAGUGUAUCUUCGACCAUUUGCGCUCAUUUCGUAUUUCCGAUACGCAUUCGACGCAUUCCUAUCAACGGUUUACGGUUUCAACAGACCGAACCUACCUUGCCAUAAGGAAUUUUGCUUCUACAAGAAUCCUAGCAAGUACCUUGACUUUUUAGGAUUAUCUAAAGAUUUUUGCAAUGACGUUAUUGUAUUGGUGGUGUGGAUUCUUGUAUUAGAAAUAUCAUUAAUAUGUGUUUUAAAGUACAGAGUAUAUAAAGCAUGUAGAUAGAAUUAUUUAUUUCAAUGUAUUAUUGUUUUUACAAUUUUUCGAUCUGUGUAACGCAUAAUUUUUACAUCUAUUUUUAAUGUCUCAAUUUAGUAUGUAAUUUUAUUUUUCUACAUUUAUACCAUGGGACCAUGUAUUUAUAGAAAUUCGGUGUGAUACUCAUUUAUUUAAGUUUAAGUUUUGUUCCAUUUAUUAUUAUUAUAAUUACAGUUUAAGUUUAAGGGCCUAUUUCACCACUUGCUUAUAAAUUUCCACUAGUUUUUGAUUAGGCAAUCAAACACAUAAACUCUCUAAAAAUUUGACCAAGCGGCUGAUAUUUUUUAAAUAUAUUUAUUAAUUAUUAGCUUGGUCGUAGACUAUGUUUGUUUAUUUAUACUCAAAACAUAUUUUUUAUAAAACUACUUGAACUAAUAUGGGCUGGAACCAGACAAAGACAAGACUUGACUCACAAAAUAUCAGUUCAAUCAGUUGAUAAUAUUACUUAAAAACGUCUUGUCUGUAAGAAAAAGAAAAAAACAUGAAAUUCGACUGAUGUAUGAGAUAGCACCAUCUAUAGACUACAUUUUAAAACAUUUUUUUUAAUUUAAACUAAAUAAACUGUAAUUUCUGAUAAGAUACCCACUUAGAAUAAAAUUUAAAAAAGAAAGAAAAAUAGCGAUGUAAAAAGUUAGGAGAAUGCGAUUCGAAGUCGCAUUUUACUGAUUUAGAAUUAGAUUUCCAAAGUUCACGUUCACUAUUUUUUUAUACCGAUGUAAUGUCGCUGUGGGGAAGACGAAUCUAAGGAUACUCGUUCAAAUCGGUUUAAACUAUAGGCCAACACAUACAAACCCACUAACAUAAAAACUUAUGUAAAUUACUCGUGUCGGGUAACGCUAUAUUUUUUUCUAGUUAUUAAAAAAAAGUAGUCUAUAAGAUGUAAACAUUGUGUCGACAUUAGCUUAAAGUAAGACAAAAUAAGAUAACAAUUAAAAAAUAUUAUUAAGACAAAAUUAUUUUAUUUGAUUUAUACAACACAGCCAGAAAAUCACUGGAACGAAAUGUCAAUUUUUUUUAAUCGCAAACAUCUAAAAUGAAUAAAUACAAAAUAUACAAAUUUGCACAGGACAUAUUAUGUACAAACACAACCUACGUUUAGCAGAAUGACGGAUCUGCGUUUAGCAAACCACAGUUUAUAUAUAAAACAUAAUAAAUACACAUUGUACUUAAACUGUAAAUGCCACAAGUUGGACUCGGAAAAAGAAAAUAGUCGAAAACAAGAUUUUUGUUAAAAUUAAUUUAAAAGAUUUAGGACACUCAUAAU